Messenger RNA from Drosophila sulfurigaster albostrigata, 5137 nucleotides. RefSeq names its product cyclin-dependent kinase 14 (gene Eip63E). The record is from RefSeq and is a predicted model, not a curated record. Gene Ontology annotation, biological process: protein phosphorylation. The transcript is spliced from 11 exons. NCBI's taxonomy places the organism in Eukaryota, Metazoa, Arthropoda, Insecta, Diptera, Drosophilidae. Gene Ontology annotation, molecular function: ATP binding; cyclin binding; cyclin-dependent protein serine/threonine kinase activity. The coding region runs from base 1198 to 2853 and encodes 551 amino acids. Gene Ontology annotation, cellular component: nucleus; cytoplasm; cytosol.
AUCCCGUUCUCUCUAGUGUAUUUCAUAUCGAUGGUAAAAACGCCGCGCGUUCGCGUUAAUAUUAUUGUUAAAUAAACAAAAUUGUUCGUAAAAAAAACGUGUGCAAUGUGUGAAAAAAAUGUGCACGAUAGGUGCAUGUGCUUUAUUAAAACACAAGCGUGAUGCGCGCUGACGACAGCAGUAGCAGCAACAACAACAAAUAUCUCUAGCGCUGUUUGCGCCCACACCAACAACAACAACAACAACAACGGUAGCAGCAGUAACAACAACAACAGCUACAAGCAGACCAAUUGAGUGUGAGGAGAAGAGCCAAGCAACAGAAGCAGCAGCAGCAAGCAACAAAGUGCCAAUAUAAUAACAAUGUUUAAUUAGGCGCCACGGAUACGCUUACAAGACACAUAUAUAAAUAUAUAUACAAAAAUAUAUUUUUGUGCGCUUACUCCUCAUACAUAUUCCUUUAACAAGCGCAAACAUAAAACAACAACAAACUAGCGUGCAAGUAGUUGUCUUCGUAUGUGUAUGUUCGUUCGUGUGUGUGUACGCGUGUAUGUGUGACAGCAGCAGCAGCAACAACAACAACAACAAUCGGAUCGUUUCGGUAACGGGAGCCGCGCAAAGAGGGAACACGUUACAAGUAUGAUAAAAAGAAAUCAAGAAGAAGAAAUACAAAUAAUCAAUUAAAUGCAACAGCGAGAGAGCGGGAGAAAAAAUAAAAUAUAUAUAUAUAAUCAAGAGUUGGCCUAAUUGAUGUGUGCGGAGCUCAUUUUUCGGUUUUCGGUUUUUUGUUCAUUUCUUUCAUGCAGCGAAUGAACCGUGAAAAUGAAUAUGAAAAUAAAUGUAAAAUAAUUUAACGAAAAAAAAAAGAAACGUGAGGCAAAAAGAAAUUAUUAUCUGUGUUGUGGUUGCCUUCUUCUUGCGUUUCGUUUAGCGUUGCGUUUGCGUUUUGCGUUACGUUGCCUUUGUUUGCGUUUUUUGUGUGUGGUGAUUUGCUUACGUCGUCGCCGUUGUCGUCGUGCAUUUAUUUCCUGUUCUCCUCGCACUUGCAUGUGUGCGAGUGUGUGUGUGUGUGCUUUCGCGACGUUUUCUUAUCAGCAACAACAGUUACGGGUUCAAGUUCGUCGCCGUCAGCAACAACAACAACAACAUCAACUGCUACUUCAGUUUGGACAACAAUAACAACAAUUAGAAACGUGACUAAUGCACUGCUCGCGUAGCCUCUCAGCUGCUGCGGAUACAACAACAUUUUUUAGCGCAGCGGCAGCGGCAUCAUCGUCCUCUGCCAGCACAACGCCAACAAUGGCCACAACAGCAACAACAACAACAACUUCAGCUAAAGAUGGCGUCACAAUGCGGGAGAAGAAAGGCGGCGCCCUGCAGAAGCUCAAAAAGAGGCUAUCGCACAGCUUUGGCAGAUUAACAAUUUCCCGCGAGGAUGGCGACGACUCGACACAUCAUCAUCACCAUCAUCAUAAUCAUCAUCGCGGCGGUGGCGCUCAUCAUAAUCACGGUAAUAAAGUUCCAUACAAUGGUUACAAUUCGGAGGAGUAUCUGGAUCGCCUGGAACCCAAUGGCAAUAUACCCGCUGACAAAACAAAUUGCAGAUAUGGCGCACAAGAAUCUGCGAAAAAUGAUAAUAAUAAAUCACAAGACUGGCGCAGCACGGAUAGCACCGACCAUCAUGAUCGCGUUCAGCGGCAAUUGUCGGUAUCGUCGGACAGCAAACUGUUGGAUGAUGACAUCAGGGAGGAGAUGAAAUACCAUUCGCAUGUUGUGAUGCGACCCAAGAAGCCGCCCAGACCCAAGUCCGAGGUGUUUCUCAACAAACAGGAUCCACAUCCGCGACGAAAACGUUUCAGUGCAUUUGGUGGCGACUCACCAUUCGGAAAGCAGGAAGCCUAUGUCAAACUGGAACCGCUCGGUGAAGGCUCCUAUGCGACAGUCUACAAAGGAUUUAGCAAAUUAACCUACCAGCGUGUUGCACUGAAGGAGAUUCGGCUGCAGGAAGAGGAAGGAGCACCGUUCACGGCCAUCAGAGAGGCAUCGCUGCUCAAAGAACUGAAACACAGCAACAUUGUGACCCUGCACGACAUUGUGCACACCCGCGAGACGCUGACCUUUGUCUUUGAAUAUGUGAAUACGGAUCUAUCGCAAUAUAUGGAGAAGCAUUCGGGCGGUCUGGACCAUCGCAAUGUGCGUCUGUUCCUCUUCCAGCUACUGCGCGGCCUCUCCUACUGCCACAAGCGUCGUGUUCUGCAUCGCGAUGUCAAGCCACAGAAUCUGCUCAUCAGCGACUGCGGCGAACUGAAGCUUGCCGACUUUGGACUGGCCCGUGCCAAGAGCGUUCCCAGCCACACGUAUUCCCAUGAAGUGGUCACGUUAUGGUACCGUCCACCAGAUGUUUUGCUGGGCAGCACAGAGUAUUCGACGUCGCUGGACAUGUGGGGCGUGGGCUGCAUAUUUGUGGAGAUGGUGACCGGAAUGCCGACAUUCCCCGGCAUACGUGAUACAUACGAUCAGCUGGAUAAGAUAUUCAAACUGCUGGGCACGCCCACAGAGGAUACGUGGCCGGGUUGCACACACUUUCCUGGCUACAAACCGCACAAGUUGGGUUUCUAUCGACCACGGAAACUGGGUCACAAUUUUCCACGGCUGUACGACAUCAUCGAGGGCGAAACGAUAGCGAACGCGUUCCUGCAGCUCAAUCCUGAGCAACGCAUCGGCGCCGACGAGGCACUGCAGCAUCCCUACUUUGCGCAAUUGCCAAAGAAACUCUACGAAUUGCCAGACGAAACCUCAAUUUUCACCGUUGAAGGCGUGCAGCUGUAUACGGAACCAAAUCGACAGAAUAAAUGAAAAUUAAAGCAGGUCCUCUCAGUGGAUGGCGUACGUUUCUAUUGUUAGACCAAAACCCGAUCAGCAGCCCAUCAGCAAACCGACAACCAACAACCAUCAACAGCAAUUCUAUCAAACAAUCCACACAACAACCAACUACAACAAAUCGGCAGCCAUAUAAAGGAAGAGUGUACUAACUAAAGUUAUUCCAGGUUCGAUUUUAGAGCUUAGGAAAGGGGUUAAAAGAGGAAAGCAGCAGCAUUUCUAAUUCAGUCAAAUUCGUGCCUGGGCGUGUGUUAAUUAUUGUAGUUUAGUUACUUAGGGUCGUCUUCGUUUAGAGCCUUGUCCAAAAAGGAUACUCAGCUUAGUCAAAUUUGCAGAAAGCAGAAGCACAGGCUUUUCUUUUCAACAAACAAAAAAUAUAUUUUUUUAAAUUAAAUAUAAAUUUGUAUUUAGUCGAUAGGUUCAAAAUGAUUUUUGCAAAGUAUUUUCUUCCUCCUUCCUUCAUUUUCUGUUUACACAACCCAACAAUUUGUACAUUUUUCUCUCUGUGUGCGUGUAAUUAUUGUGUGUUUGGUUGUGUUUUUUCUUUCCUGUGUGUUUGUCCAGCUAUCUUCAUUUCGCAUGCAAACAACAACCCAGGGAUUACUCCCUUAAGCUGGGGAGCAUAAUAAAAUGUAAUCGAUAAUCGAUACUUUCAAUACACUUUUCUUAAAUUGUAAAAAGCAAAAGCAAAGAAAAUAAACAUACUAUAAUCUCCCUGUGUUUCCAAUGACUAGCAUAUAGUUUUUUUCUUCUUCUGGGUCAAAAGCGCCCGGGCCACCUAAGACAAGCAUCUGCAAAAUGCAAAUACAUAAGCUAAAUAGUUCCGAUAUAUCACAAUUUUAAACAGCAAACUUAACUCAAUUUCUCGCGUUGAACAAUAUUUUAAAUUUCGGAUUUUAAUUCGUUAAAUUUCCUAUAUUCGGAAUUCAUUUUGUGAGAAUUGUAAAACGAAUGUUUGCAAAAGGCAUGCCGAUAGGUAGUCCUCAUUCUUGUUUCAUAUAUCAUUUUUAUACAUUUUAUUAUUAUUUUUAAACGCUUCUUUAAUAUUUUAAACAAACAAAAAAAAAAGAGAAACAAUUUGCCGCGCUGUUUAAGUGAUACAAUUUUUUAAUAAUUAAUGAGCAUACAAAUAAUAAAUGAAUUUAUGUAUAAAGCAAACAAAUAAAUUUAAAUCAUUUAUAUCGUAUAAUUUUGUUUUCGUUUUUUAUUAUUUUAUUAUUUCAGCGUUAUUGUUGUUGCUGCUUAAUUAGAACCUCUGAUUAGCAAUUAGAAGUACACAAUAUUAAAACAAAAAAAUGUAGCUGAUGUUGAAUAUUAAAUAAACUAAAAUCACUGAACCACCAGAAAGCGAGACAGCGAGAGUGAAAAAAGAGAGGACGAAACGAUUUAGAAGAAUAGUUCAUACAAUAAACAUUUUUGAAGACAAUUUAUGCGAAUAGUUAAACAAUUAAAAACUAGAAUUGAAAAAAAGUAGUAACAAAUUUUUAGCAAACAACAGCAAAUAAAUUCUAAAUAAAAUAGUCAACAAACAACAAGAUGAUGAACAACUAAAGCUAACAUUAAAUUUAAACAAAAAUAAACCUAACCAAGUAUUUUACAUAGCGUCGUAGAAAAUGAAAACAAAAAAAACCAAUCAAAUCCAUUUCCAUGUUUUAAGAAACGUUACCGAAACACUAAAGAUGAGAGGACGAUAAAAGAGAGGAGAGUAAAAAGAAGAGAAGAGGAGAAAGAAAGUUGUAACAAAUGUGCAAAUUUGAAAUCAAAGACACUUCAAAAUGGUUUUGAAAAAGAAAAUGAAUCAAAAUACUUGAUGUGCGAAGGGAAAGAUGCAACUAUAAAUAAACGUAGAACAAAAAAAAAUAUGUUAACAAUUAUUUACUUAAAUCAAUGAAAUACUUAAAGUGGCGCCCAAAAAAACUUUUAUGGACGAAAAGCCAAAAAUCAAAUAAAUGUAUAUCAAGAACAAAACAUAAAACUAAUCGAGUUUAGCAUAAAUUUCAAUGGAAUUCUAUGACAGCGUCUAAUGAGAUAAUUAACGUAACUAAAUAAAGAAUAUUUUAACAAAUGCCAGCAACGGGCAAACAACUUAGUGCAGACACUGUUCGACGCGGUUAACGUUUUUAAACGCACGCAUUUUAGCAGAGUUUAAAAACGCAACCAACGGAAAAAAAACUUGAUUAUAUUUUGUAGUAGAAAAUAAAAAUAAAACUAAAAGUGAACUUGAACAUUAAACUUGAAAAUUAAUGAAAAGCAAAAAAAA